CGUGUCCUUGGAAUUGGAAGUGGGGAUGGGUGUAAAGAUAUUUGUUUUCUUGAAGUGCUAAGCAAUGGUGGUCCCAAAAUAAGAGACAAAUAUCAGCUCUUUCAACGUACCAUCGAACCAAACGAGGAAAGUCUGGAAACCUUUCAAGAUAAAUCAAAAUAUUUGCCCGAGCGUUUGACGAGCGGAGCUGAUGUCAAAUUUGAAUGGUUCCCCAUGACAUUCCAAGAGUAUGUUAAAAAGGAAAAGAAAGAUGACAUCAAUUUCGAUGUGGUUCACUUUUUCCAUAGCGCUUACUACGUUGAUUUCGAAACAGCGCUCGUGUAUUGCUAUGAGAAGGAACUCGGAUCCAAGGGAAUAAUUGCAUGCGCUAUUUCGCAUGAAGAGAGUGCGUUUGUAAGGUAUAGCAAAGAAUUUUCUCAACAAGGCUUGAUCUUGAACCCUGGCCCUUACUACAGCAGCAAGGACAUCACAGAUUUGGCUAAAAAGAAUAGCUGGAAAUAUUUGGAAUGUCCUGGUCACUACAUUGCCUGUGACAUAACUUCUAUCUUCGACCAUUCUUCGGUAGAGGGAAAUCAGUUAUUAAAUUUCCUAACACACUGGGUUGAUUUCCGUGCAACUGCAAGCCAAGAAAAUAGGCAGAAAGUUCUUGAU
Messenger RNA from Porites lobata, 651 nucleotides. The record is from the annotation of a GenBank genome assembly. Lineage: Eukaryota; Metazoa; Cnidaria; Anthozoa; Scleractinia; Poritidae.